AUAGAGCAACAUGAAGUUGCUUAAUUUCGUGGCAUUUUUGCUGUGCUUAAUUUCAAAAUUGGUGAUAAGUGAGGAGGUUAGCCCUGAAUUUACAAAAGUAUGGGGCCCGGGGCUGUUACCUGAUUUAAUUGUAAUGCCAGCAAGAUAUUUUUUUAUACAGGCAGUGGAUAUUAAGAAUGAAACCAUUGAAGAAUCUUUACCUGAAGGUUUCAAUGUUAAAAUUGAGGGUUUAACUGAAUUAAACAAACCUUGUAGAAUUUGGGUGAAUAAUUUGGAUAGAAAGGAUGGUUCUUAUAUUAUUAGAUACAAAAUGUAUGAGCCGUGUAUUAAUAUGAAUAUUAUUAUUAAAUAUAAAGAUAAACAUGUCUCAGAGUCACCAUAUUUAAUAAAAAAUAAGGUUUAUAGUGAUGAUUGUAAUUGUCCUUUAAAGAAUGUUGAUAAUUUUAUAGAAAAUUGGGAGUGUGAGGAUUUGCCUUAUUUUAUGAGCAACAAAAUAAGCAAUUUUGGAGAUAUUGACUGGGAUACAACUAGGGACAAACUCAUACAAAAAUUUAAUCAACCAUUGGCAGUCAGCAUAUGCCAGUACAUAAUAAAAAACAACGAAAUCUACAGAAAAUGCUAUGGAAAGUAUGUUGGUUUCUCCAUGUUCAUGGACAGCAUUCUAAAAUCACUAGUGAGGAAAGUAAAACUCCCGGAUUUGGAAUUUUUCGUCAAUUUGGGAGACUGGCCUCUGUCCAGUUUUGACUUUCCAGAAAAAUAUCCCAUCUUGUCCUGGUGCGGAAGCAAAUCCUCUUACGACAUUGUUAUGCCAACUUAUGACAUCACAGAAUCCAGUUUGGAAAAUAUGGGAAGGGUUAUGUUGGAUAUGCUGUCAGUUCAAGGAAAUACACUGGAAAAAUUCGAAAAUCGUAUCCCAAAGCUGUUUUGGAGGGGUAGAGAUUCAAAUAGGCACCGUUUGGACCUAAUUUUGAUGUCUAGAGAGCACCCUGAAUUAUUUAAUGCUUCUCUGACGAAUUUCUUUUUCUACAGGGAUGAGGAGCAUAUUUAUGGUCCAAAAACUGAGCAUGUGUCGUUUUUUAGGUUUUUUGAUUAUAAAUAUCAGAUAGCUAUAGAUGGUACUGUGGCUUCCUAUCGACUACCAUAUUUACUAGCGGGUGGUUCUUUGUUAUUUAAACAAGAUUCUAUGUAUCAUGAACAUUUUUACCACCAAUUAGAACCAAAUUAUCACUAUGUACCAGUCAAAAAAGAUCUCUCCAAUCUUCUAGAGAAACUCAAAUGGGCAAUGGAAAACGAAGAAAAAGCGCUGAAAAUUGCAAAAAACGGACAAAAAUUCGCAAAUGAAAACUUACUACCCCACAACAUAUUUUGCUAUUACAUUAACCUUCUUAAAGAGUUAAAAGAAGUCACUAAAAGCCCUGUUAGAAUCUUUGAAGGUAUGGAGAGGGUAAAUCAAACAAAAACUCAAGAUUGCAAAUGUACAGACAAUAUCAAAGAUGAACUUUAAUAAAUAAUUAUAAUACACACAAUAAUUGUUUUAUUUACCUUAAACUAAAUUACAUUUAAAAGCUCUUACUGUAUCCACUUUUGUCCACGUUCACUAAAAUUAACUCCAAUUCAUGUAAUAACUCUUUUUUUACCGCAUCUGGCACCAGUGCCCUUGCUUUGGGUGUUACUGUACUUAUUAGUUCGUCCACUGUUGGAACGUGUUGAUCAUUUCCAUUUUCCACUAUGGCUUUUCUGCAGGCCAAUCGGACCUGAUCCCUCCAGCCGCAUUCCACCAGACGAGUUUGUACCAAUUCUGUCACUCUAAAAUAAAUUUUGUGGUUUGAAAAAACUAAUUUUUUAGUUUAUGCAACAAUAUGGAAACAUAACAACACCAUUAUUAUCUACAACAUUUAUGGAUACUAUUUAAUUUCUAAUAUUUUUUAUUUAUCUG
This is a messenger RNA of Brassicogethes aeneus, 1936 nucleotides long. The record is from the annotation of a GenBank genome assembly. Lineage: Eukaryota; Metazoa; Arthropoda; Insecta; Coleoptera; Nitidulidae.